Toxotes jaculatrix (banded archerfish) is the source of this 2913-nucleotide messenger RNA. RefSeq lists its product as uncharacterized. The transcript is spliced from 5 exons. Gene Ontology annotation, cellular component: MLL1 complex; NURF complex. The record is from RefSeq and is a predicted model, not a curated record. NCBI's taxonomy places the organism in Eukaryota, Metazoa, Chordata, Actinopteri, Toxotidae. The coding region runs from base 315 to 830 and encodes 171 amino acids.
GGCAGCAGCAACCUUCUGGUUUUAUUGAGUAGGCGAUGUGAGCGAUUUGUCUCCGGUGGUAGAGGAUGUAAUUCAGGCGAAGAUAAAAGUUUCACAGCACUAUGCCCCGGUGUGUUCAGAUACCGGACCUGUCCAGGCACUGAGGCCAGAAGGGGCAGAAGAGCAGUUUUUCUUGCACUGGUACAUACGGAGGAGCACCAGAUGCUAGUUAGCUACACUGUUAGCAUCUUAGCAGUCGCUCCGUCAAGUUGAAGGCAUCAUUGAAUCCUACUCAUAGACUAUAUACAGUCUGUGAUAGCACAGAGAUCAGCAGAAUGACCUCAGCUUCCACUAAAGUUGGGGAGAUCUUCUCUGCAGCUGGAGCUGCCUUCACCAAACUAGGAGAGCUCACCAUGCAGCUUCAUCCAGUGGCAGACUCCAGUCCAGCAGGUAGUCAGACGAAAAGCACUGUGAAGAGGAAGCUGUACGAAGACGGAUCGCCAUCCGCGUCCUGUGAUGGACCUAAGAAGGUCAUCAAGAAAGCCUCAGUUGCUGUUGCCAUGGCAACACAAGGCACUCCAGCCAUCAUCUCUGUGCCUGCAGGUCAGGUUGUCGUACCAUCAGGACUACAGGGCCCUACCCCCAACCACCCCCCACUGAAGAAACAGAAGACUGCAGAUGUGACCCUCAGUGCUCUGAAUGACUCGGAUGUCAACAGUGAUCUUGUGGACAUCGAGGGACUGGGUGAGGGAUCCAACUCCAAAAAACUCAACAAUUUUGAUCAAGAUAACCUGAACUUGGACUCCAGCCUCAUCAUGAAUCCAAGUGACCUUCCUCUGCUCUCCCGUUGACCUUUCACUUCCUGUGGAUUUCAUACAAUGAUGGACAAAACAAUGAAAAUAAGUUGCAGUAACAUAGACUGAUCCUUUUGAGCCAGAUUAUGCUGACCAUGAGUAUGUCAUAUUAUGUCAUGGGCCAUGCGGGGACUCCUGCCUUUCCACUAAUGGGAGACUUUGUUGACUUUGUUAGAAAUGUGAUUGUUUUGUAAGAAUGUCAAGGAAAAAAAAAAAAGUCCUAAAAUUUAAAAGACAGCCUUUGCAGCGUGGUUCUAAGAUUCAUACUUCCUAUGUUUUUUAUUGUUUUUUUUUUUUAAAGCAAAUGCCAGGAAAACAAACACAAUGAAACAGAGAAACCUGAGCUUCAUUGACAAGGUGAAACAAUGUUUUACUGUAUUUCAUGUCUGAUUCAGUCUUGCUACAUUUUGAAAAUUUCUAUUAGCAGAUGUUCACACAAGUAGUAGUUUGAGUAAUUAGUAAGAGUAUUCGGUAUAUGAAAGACAUUUUGGAGACGUGUGAUUGGUUCCAAUAGAUCUUCAGUGUGAAUUGUCCUCCUUCCUCUUAACUUGCCAGCAAAAGUUAAACUGUUCAAAAAAAAACUUUAGCCAAAUUUUAGCGGCUGACCUCCAAACCCUCUGUCUGUACAAAGGCAGUGACGGAACAAAGCGUGUUAUUACACCCUCUCAUGCUUUAUUAGGACAAUAUUGUCCUGCAGGAAGUAGGACUGUAUACUGAUGCUUGUGCAGUAAUUUGGCUUCAUGUGAUGAAGACCAGCGCAAUCUCCAGACCUAAACCACAUGAAGCUGGUCUGGGAUGAACUGGACAAGAGGUGAAAACAUAGCAACCCAUUUGUUGGAACUUCUGCAACUUUCUGAACAAUGUUUGAUUUCCAUCAGGAAGAAUGUGAGGAGCGUGUUCAGCUGCUGGAUGAGUCAAACAUUUAGGAUUUCAGAUUCCAUGACUCCUCUUUAGGAGGGAAAUGUGUGCUAGAAAUAUUUCUUGGCAAACAUCAGCUGUGACUUCCAGGAGUCUUGUUGUCAAGAUGCUACACAAACACUCUGGGUGAAUGGAUAAACUGUUGUUUGUGAGCCGUAGAGGUGUUACAAGGUGUAUUUCUGAAGUUUGUAUAAAGCCAAACAGGCAACCACCUUAUGACUCCAGCUUUGGACAGAUAUGAGAUUGAUAUUCAUCUUAAGUAAGCAAGAAGGCUAAUAACAUCCCAAAGUGUGACACUAUUCCUUUGAAAAGAUAAUGUUUUGUAUUUUUCCCCUUUAGCUACUGUGGCAAAGGUUUUAGUGUUUGCUGGGAAAAAAAAUAUCCUGUAUAACUCCAUGACAACUGUGCAAAUCCCAUCUGCUGAUGAAGACCAUGAGAUUUGGUUUAAGGCUCUGGUGAAAGCCAGAAGACAACCUUCUUUUAAUAUUUUUUGUCCGGAAAAACAAGAUCUAGUAAAAUGUUAUUUAAAUGAGAAUUUACAGAUGUUCAUAUUUCUCACCUGCUCUAUCUGUAUUAAUAGCGUGCUGAAGUGUAACCAGUGGAAGGCAUGAAAAGCACAUGUAGUCAUGAAGUUAACAGGAAUAUACAGUGUAGCUAGUUAGCUGUCCUGAGGUGGACCUCUGAGGGAAUCAGUUAUGUUGCUGAAUCAAACUGUGCUGUUGAUUUUUUGUCUCCAUAUCCUUUAUUAUCAAGAUACCUUCUACGUCUGGAGACCAGACUAAGCUCAACAGAAUCACAUGUGCUCCUCAGUUUGAGAUCAAUCACACUUGGUCCACUUUGGUCUUCCCUUGCUGAUUUUCAGUCAUAAGUGAAUCUCUAUAAUCUAUUUUCAGGGAGUGAAACAGUUUGGGAUGCUCUCUCUCCAAGUUAGGAAAAAAAUAAUCCUCAAGUGAAAUCCUAAGCCAAAGUGGCUUUGGCAGCUGUCCACUGCAGGCUCUGUUUCACACUCCUUUUUUAGUUUAGUAUUAAGACAUGUAUAGAACAUUGGAGACAUAAAGACAUUUUUUUUUUUUUUUUUUACAAAUAUUGGGCUUUUAUUUUCCGUCUAAAAAUCGUUAUAUAUAUAUAUAUAUACAGCCAUUGGUUAUAAUAAAAGUAUACA